AAUAAAAGUAUCGUUCCCGAUAACUUAUUUUACCCUAAAUAAGAAUAGGGUAGGGUUUGACUUGUCAAAAAUUUUCAUAUAUAUAUGCAACUGAAACCUCAUUGUCAGACCUGGAGACAAUUUCUGCAAAGAUAGCCUGCUUUGCUUAAAGUGAUUUUGUUCCGAUAAAUAAAUAUGAAAUACCUUGCUGCCUACUUACUUCUUACUGUUGGCGGAAAGCAGUCGCCAUCAGCUAGCGAUGUCGAAUCUGUCUUGUCCACUGUGGGCAUUGAAGCUGAAAAAGAGCGUGUUGAGUCUUUGCUCCGUGAGCUUGACGGCAAGAACUUGGAAGAGUUGAUUUCUGCUGGUAAUGAAAAACUCGCCACCGUUCCCUCAGGGGGAGCUGCUUCUGCUGCUCCUGCUGCCGUUGGUGAUGCCGCUCCUGCUGCUGAAGAAGCCAAGAAAGAGGAAGCUAAACAAGAGGAAGAAUCUGACGAAGAUAUGGGUUUCGGUCUCUUCGAUUAGGCAGUUAUUUCACAUAAAUAAAUGCAGAUUUAAAUAUUUUUAAGUAAGUAGUAGAUGUUUUGUUUAUGAUGGACUAGAUAAAAUUUUUAGGUAAUUUUCAUGUUAUGUUGCUUUGGAUUUAUAGUAGUACUCGAAAAUCUGAUUUUAGAAUUAUAUUGGAAGUGAAUGAGUUAAAUCACAAUUGAAGACACUGUUUUUAUUAUUCAUUCACUUGCUAUCAUAAGUCAUUUCCUCGAUUCAUUUAGAAAUAGUAUUAUAU
Schizosaccharomyces octosporus yFS286 is the source of this 763-nucleotide messenger RNA. Its product is annotated as 60S acidic ribosomal protein P2B subunit. Bases 175 to 504 code for a protein of 109 amino acids. Gene Ontology annotation, biological process: cytoplasmic translational elongation; translation. The transcript is spliced from 2 exons. Gene Ontology annotation, cellular component: cytosolic large ribosomal subunit; ribosome. Lineage: Eukaryota; Fungi; Ascomycota; Schizosaccharomycetes; Schizosaccharomycetales; Schizosaccharomycetaceae. The record is from RefSeq and is a predicted model, not a curated record. Gene Ontology annotation, molecular function: structural constituent of ribosome.